Molecule: messenger RNA, 3083 nt
Organism: Polyodon spathula (Mississippi paddlefish)
Lineage: Eukaryota; Metazoa; Chordata; Actinopteri; Acipenseriformes; Polyodontidae
Product: synaptotagmin-like protein 1
Exons: 11
Coding region: 59-1366 (435 amino acids)
Biological process (GO): exocytosis
Cellular component (GO): exocytic vesicle; plasma membrane
Molecular function (GO): neurexin family protein binding
Source: RefSeq, a predicted model, not a curated record
GCUGGGGUCAGUGUGAUGCAGUCUGUAGGGUGUGAGUGGAACCCUGCUGACCUGCAGUAUGGUUUUUUGUAGGUCUCUGGACACUGUGGACACACACUCACCUGCACAAACAGAAGAGGCCGCACAGGUCAGUGCUUGUCCAGCGCUCCUCAAUGGCACUGCAGAUCCACAGGAGAGCGCUGCCCUCCCCUGCAGGGACCCUGAGGAGCUGGAGAGCGUGUCUCAGCCUGUCCCCACUGUGUCAGUGCAGCUGGAUUUUGAAAGUGACCUGGACUCGCUCUCGGACAACAACACCUUGGACCAGUCCAAGCCGUCCCCUAGUGGCCCGUCUGAGCUGCCCAGCCUUCUGAGCUCCAGCCUGCCAGCGAGGAGCCUGCAGUCCAACAACUCGCUCAACGGCAGUAUGAUGAGUCUCUUCAGCUCAGGGGAGUUUGGCUCUCUGGAGGUGAAGGGCAGUAUUUUGUUCGCACUGCACUAUGACAGCCACAAGGGGGAGUUCCAAAUCAAGGUGUCCCGCUGCCAAGACCUCGCUGAGGCCAAGAAACAGCGCUCAGACCCGUAUGUGAAGAGUUACCUUCUCCCAGACAAGUCGUCCCACAGCAAGAGGAAGACCAGCGUGAAGAAGAAGAGCAUCAACCCCGUCUUCGACGAGACCCUCAAGUACAAGAUCUCGAUGGCGGAUCUGAGGAGCCGCACGCUCAACCUGUCGGUGUGGCACCACGACCCCCUCGGACGGAACUUCUUCCUGGGCGAGGUAGAGGUCGCCAUGGAGACCUGGGACUGGAGCGACUGCCAGCCCGCCUGGCACGACCUGCUUCCCCGGACCCCCAUGUCUCCCGACUGCAUUAGCAGCAGAGGGAGGAUCUCCCUGGCUCUGCAGUUCAUCCCAGCUGGCUCACAAGGCAGCGGCACUCCUUUAACUGGAGAGCUCCAUUUCUGGCUGAAGGAGGCUCAGAACAUCAUUCCCACGAAGGGCAGCACCAUCGACACCUUCCUCAAAAGCUAUGUGCUCCCAGACGACAGCAAGUCGAGCCGUCAGAAGACCCGCGUGGUGAAGAAGACCCUGAGCCCCACCUUCAACCACACCAUGGUGUACGACGGCUUCCAGAGAGAGGACCUGAAGGAGGCCUGCGCGGAGUUCACGCUGUGGGAGCACCAGACCUUCUCCAGCCUGCUACUGGGGGGCGUGCGACUCAGCAUGGGCACAGGGUUCAGCUACGGGCAGCCUGUGAGCUGGAUGGAUUCCACAGAGGAGGAGAUUGCUGUCUGGAGAGCCAUGAUCUCACAGCCGGGCACAUGGGUGGACACCUCCCUGCCACUGAGGACCAACCUAGUGCCCAGGAGCACAGCCACAGAGCCUAACUAAGAGAUCCAGCACCCCAAUCCCAGAGCACUGAGACAGAGAGAGGACCCCAAGAACAUCUCGUCUGCAGCCUGCAUCAACAUGCUGCUAUGUGGAACAUUGCUUAUCUACCUGGAUUUCACAAUGCUCUGAACAGAACUUGGAAUGUUUGUCACAUUGAAUUGAAGACACACUAAAAUCAUGCAGCGGUCACGUGCAAUGAGGUGCAAUCAGGAGUCAUUAAAAUGAUUAUUUGGUGUGAAGCCAGGAGCUUUAGUGAGGUGCAGAAAGCAUGUAUUCAAACCGACUAGCAUUUGUUCAUCAAUCAGGAAUCAUUUAGUAGACAGCAAGUAGCGUAGUGCUGUCCUUACUGAGGAGGCUUGGAGGAGCUAAUUCAACAGACUUCCAACUCGCUGCACAAAAACGGGUACAAUUGUCAGUCUCUGCUUGGGAGAGGCCCAGGACUGGAUGGCAGGCAGGCAGGCAGGCAGGAGGUGUUCAGAUCAGGACUGAGGUGCGCACUCCCUCUCUCGUCACUGCCAGCCCGAAACUUUGUUCUAAAUUAUUCGUAUCAGGAUGUAUCAACGCAAAGCAACUAGUGCUUUCAAUCAGACCUGUCUGACCGUAUCUGAGUAAAUUUCCAUGGCAUGGCAGCGAAGCACUCCAGCCCUUUAAGACACAUGCUUGGCAAGGUUCCAAACACACGGGGCAGCACAGCCAAGCUCUUUUUUGUUUCAGCUUUUCUUUAUGCAAAUACAAUAAGGUGCGACUUCAACUGAACUUUCCCACUGAUCACCCAGGACUGUACUGACCAAAGUACGCAAGGAUUGCUUGUAAGAAGAAAGCAUUCUGUAAUUAUUACUUCAGAUCUGUUUAGAUUUUUCUGUGACCCGUGUACAGAAUGCCUAACUUGCUGAAUUUAUUGUGCAGAACUGGUUGAUUUUUGACCGUGGGUUUGCCUGCACCGUCACUUGGAUUUUAGUUUUUUGUCUGAUUUCUUGUAGUGGAUGCACUCAAAAUAUAUUCUGUGCAAGAAAAUCAAUCAUUUCCAAGUGCAGUGCUUGUAAUCACAGUAGUGUGUGAAUCACUAAUAGACAUUUCAGGGUGCUUUUUACAGUACAUGGUUAAUACAUUUCUUUAAAGACAGGGCCAGUCCAUCACACUGAAGAUAAAUCAGCCCUCAGACUCUAUUGAAAGCUCCCUGUGCUUGCAAUUUAUAAUAGAGGGGCUUAACAAGAUGUUUAAACUACAAUCGCAUAUGGCUGAAGUAUGCUUGAUGUCAGUUCUGGGUAAAUCCAAUGCUUUGAAUGACAAGCUUAGUUUAUGGGUUCCUGUGAGAUUCACGUUAUAUCAUUUUCUGUUUCAGUCCUGGACUGGGACUUGUAAAGCAUCCCUGCAGGCUCUAUGGUGCUCUCAGAAUCAUGUCUAACACACAAGCUCCUGUCCCCCUGCAACACCCCUCGUGGGUGUAAGAAAGUCCAUAUGUAUUCUCUAUGGUAUUUCUCACUGAUGUAGGUCUUACAGGUUAAUGGUUACACUGGUGCACUGAAGGCCAGACAUGAUUCUGAGAGCUCUAAUGAGGACACAGGGGUGCAUUCAACGGUAUAAUUAUAAAGUUUCCUGGACGUGAUAAAAUGCAAACAGAUACACAGUGAAUCUGGACAUCAACAAGAACAGUUUGGAUUUCAAGUUGCUCAUUAACGUGUGACUUCAUGCAGAUAUUAAAAUAGUUUUUGCUUAA